AUGUCCUUUGGAUAUGGGGUCGCUAUCUGCAUGCAGCCACGCCAUCUAUCCGCAGCCUUGAAGGUGACUAUGGUGGACAUGGACGUCGCAGGAUCGUUGCGGCAGAACAACCUUCACCUGUCAGCAACCGUGGGAAAUCCCAGGCCAGCUCCGCCGUGUGCCGGUAUGGCAAACAUGGGUGAGCUGGAGAAGAUUGAACCCGCUCCUUCUGAUGGGGUCAACCCGGCCGAGCAAGAUUGUCUGGGAGGGCCUGAAAGGAGAGGCGACAGUAGCAUUCACUGUUAUCGUUGUUGGGGGGCGACCAUGAUGGCCAACGUCCAGCCCAUUGCGCUAAUGAAGUAUUGGCGAUUGAAUGUGAAGAGCGAGAUCGAGGGCUCGAAAAUCAAGGACUAUAAAGAUCUUGGCGACUUGGACGCUGUGGCCAAGAUCAAGGAGUUGGAGCGUACGACCGGGAGAUGGAUCGCCGAGCAGCAGAAUAUCUUUAAUGCCUGUAGUGAGGCUCUUGCAGCAACCCUAAGGGAAAAAGCGCCUAAUGUUACUGCUGGUUACUACUACUGA
This is a messenger RNA of Aspergillus japonicus CBS 114.51, 558 nucleotides long. RefSeq lists its product as uncharacterized. NCBI's taxonomy places the organism in Eukaryota, Fungi, Ascomycota, Eurotiomycetes, Eurotiales, Aspergillaceae. The record is from RefSeq and is a predicted model, not a curated record. The transcript is spliced from 2 exons. Bases 1 to 558 code for a protein of 185 amino acids.